UAUUCUCUUGGUUAAUGCCUUCACGAUCUCUCUCUCUCGCUCUCCCCCUCCCUCCCUCUCUCUCUCUCUCUCUCUCUCUCUCAUUCCUUCCCUCGCCUCUGCUUUCCAUCCCACGUUCUAAAUUGUCCUUCUUUGCCCAUGUCUCCUUGGCCUAACCCGUUUUUCUUCAAUCGGUCCUGUUUUAGUAAUAUUUAUUUUAAUCCUAGACUACCUCCAAUGAGUGGAUUAUUGGCCCUGUUAUCCUGGCUGGCUGGCUAAUGCCAGUUCACUGUAAACUGGGUAUAUUCCCUGUGCAAUCUCUAUUCUUUUGCUUGGGAUUGUCGUUCCCAUUGCUUGAAUUUGUUUUUAUUUCCUUUAUUUUCCUGCUUUGGGUGACUUCGCUCUGUUUUUUCCCCUUCUUGGAGUAGGGUUUCUCUCUUCCCGCUGGGUGUUAUUUUCCCCCUGGUUCUGCUGAGAUGUGUCAAUCACUCUCCCUUUGCUAUUGGCUGCGGAGUUUGCGUCAAAAAGUUACCAGAGAGGCGCUUUCUCAGCAAGUCUCAGAGAAAGGAGAGAGAGACCGGUGCAACUGAGCAAUCUCAACCAUUUUCCCACUCUGAAAACAACACACACCGCCUUUAAACAGGCUCAUCUCCUUCCUAAAACAGAAAUAUUAACUCGGCAGGGACAAAGGCCGUCAGGAACGUGGACGCCUGAAUUUUAGGGUGUUUAACGUCGACCAGAGUCCAGUAAAACAGAUUUAAACAGAGGCCUUACUGCCAAGUCGCCAGAGGACCGAAGCAAACCAGAUUUCGCAUUUUUUAAAUUUUACUUAUUUAUUGCAAAUUCGCCAUCCGAUCCAACUUUAGCAUGAUGUCGUAUCUCAAGCAACCUCCAUACACAGUGAACGGUCUGAGUCUCACGGCAUCGGGCAUGGAUCUGCUUCACCCUUCGGUCGGCUAUCCCUCUACCCCGCGGAAGCAGCGGCGAGAGAGAACCACGUUUACACGAGCACAGCUGGACAUUUUGGAGGCGCUUUUCGCCAAGACUCGUUAUCCAGAUAUCUUCAUGAGGGAAGAAGUGGCACUGAAAAUCAACUUGCCCGAAUCUAGAGUGCAGGUGUGGUUCAAAAACCGCCGAGCGAAGUGUCGCCAGCAGCAGCAACAACAGCAGAACGGUGGGCAGCAUAAAGUUAGACCCGCGAAGAAGAAGAGUUCUCCUGCCCGGGAGCUGGGUUCUGAAAGCGUGGCCGGCGGCCAAUUCACGCCGCCCUCCAGCACCUCGGCGACGGCCAUCUCGAGCAGCACAGCCCCGGUGUCAAUCUGGAGCCCGGCUUCCGUAUCACCCAUCGCCCCUGACUGCCUCUCCACGUCCUCGUCUUGCAUGCAGCGUUCCUACCCCAUGACCUACACCCAAGCCUCGGGUUACACGCAGGGAUAUGCCGGAUCCACGUCCUACUUUGGGGGAAUGGACUGCGGCUCUUACCUGUCCCCUAUGCAUCACCAACUCCCCGCCCCAGGCACGGGGCUCAGUCCCAUGGGCACAAACGCAGUCACCGCUGGCCACCUUAACCAGUCUCCGGCCUCCCUCACCGCCCAAGGCUACCCGGCCGGCGGAUUAGGUUUUAAUUCCACCGAUUGCUUGGAUUAUAAAGACCAGACAGCUUCAUGGAAACUCAACUUCAACGCCGACUGCUUGGAUUACAAAGAUCAAACGUCCUCAUGGAAGUUCCAAGUUUUGUGAAGUGCCGGGACUCUGUUUGAACCUGGACAAAUCAUUCCAAUGUCAGAUCUUCGAGCACGAAACGACAUAAUUCCCAUGCUUGUGGCCAAGUCUGGAGGUUGAACACUUUGGAAUGGACAGGACAAUAUUUGUGAUUAUUCCAAUGUUAGCCAUUUUUUUUUAAAGGUUGGCAUUUAAAACAUAAAGGACCAUCAGGGCUGUGUGAAUUGUGCGAUUGGUUGUCACAGAUGCACUACUUUAUUUAAAAAAUGUUUAUAAGGGUCUCCAUAUGUAGUCCUCAGAGACAAUCAGUGUGCGUCUUAUAUCAGUGGUACAUCUGUGUUUUUAUUUGUGUUAGACUCAAAAACAAGUAUGAUUUGCUGUACUGUAUGCAAGUAUGUGAACCGCUUGAUGCUGUUGGACAAGAGAGACUGGCUGGUGUGUGGUGGGGGGUUGGUGGAGGUUCUGCUGAAUUCAAAUGGAGCCAAAUUCUGCUGGAAAAAAAUAAAUACCCGCCAUCGUUUGAAACGAGCGCCUUCAAACAUAAAUUGAACUGUGACUGCUUCAUCCUGACUACAGACUUCACAUGGACGCUAAGGUUCUAUCACACUGAUGCCAAUAUCUUUAAAAUGUGAUCAGUUGUAUUGGUCCCAUGGAGGAUCAAGUAUUCAGAAAUUAGCUCUAAAUUGUUUGCAGAUGUUAAUAAUGUUAUAUAUGCAUAAACGUUAACCAUACUGGAGUCGACAGAUCCAUGUGGCUACAUUAAAGUCAUUCAAGCACAA
Amblyraja radiata (thorny skate) is the source of this 2480-nucleotide messenger RNA. It is a transcript of the gene otx2b, whose product is annotated as orthodenticle homeobox 2b. The transcript has 5 exons. Gene Ontology annotation, cellular component: nucleus. Gene Ontology annotation, molecular function: RNA polymerase II cis-regulatory region sequence-specific DNA binding; DNA-binding transcription factor activity, RNA polymerase II-specific. Lineage: Eukaryota; Metazoa; Chordata; Chondrichthyes; Rajiformes; Rajidae. Gene Ontology annotation, biological process: regulation of transcription by RNA polymerase II; multicellular organism development. The record is from RefSeq and is a predicted model, not a curated record. Bases 847 to 1719 code for a protein of 290 amino acids.